Molecule: messenger RNA, 4209 nt
Organism: Pelecanus crispus (Dalmatian pelican)
Lineage: Eukaryota; Metazoa; Chordata; Aves; Pelecaniformes; Pelecanidae
Source: RefSeq, a predicted model, not a curated record
AUGGGAGUAGAAGGCACGGAUGAAGGUGCUUCCGGAGCCCAGCACUCUCGGAAGUUAGUCAGCUUUACCCUAUCAGAUAUUAGAGCAGUUGGACUUAAAAAAGGCAUGUUCUUCAACCCUGAUCCUUAUCUAAAGAUGUCCAUUCAGCCAGGCAAGAAAAGUACAUUUCCUACAUUUGCUCAUCAUGGCCAGGAAAGAAGGUCGACUAUCAUCAGUAACACAACUAAUCCUGUUUGGCACAGAGAGAAAUAUUCUUUUGUUGCACUUCUAACAGAUGUCCUGGAAAUUGAGGUUAAAGACAAAUUUGCCAAGAGUCGUCCGAUCAUCAAGCGCUUUCUUGGGAAGUUAACCAUACCAGUUCAGAGACUACUGGAGAGACAUGCAAUUGGAGACCAGGUUCUCAGCUAUAAUCUUGGCAGAAGGCUCCCAGCUGAUCAUGUAAGUGGAUAUCUCCAAUUCAAAGUGGAAAUCACGUCUUCUGUUCACGAAGAUGCUUCACCAGAAACAGUUGGCACUUUGCUAGGAGUGAACUCUGUAAACGGAGACCUGGGGAGCCCUUCAGAUGAUGAGGACAUGCCAGCAGGACAUCACGAUACAUCCACAGUGUGUUCCAAUGGUCCAGUCCUCGAGGAAUCUUCUGGAGAAGCAAUCCUGAGACACCCUUUAAGGACUAGUACAACUCUGGAAACGGACCAGGAUGAUUUGACCUCUGGUGCUUCAAGAUCAUCGCCUACCAGAGGUCGCCAGGACUCACUAAAUGACUAUCUGGAUGCAAUAGAACACAAUAAUCAUCCCAGACCCGGGACAUCUGCCUGUGGUGAGCGUCCGCGUGGAGCCUCCCCAAAACUGAGGAGUAGCUUCCCUACUGACACAAGACUUAAUGCUAUGCUUCACAUUGACUCAGAUGAAGAGGAGCAUGAGCUACAUCAAGACCUGGGUUUUCAGUCUUCCUUGGAAGACGAUGGUGGUUUGGUAAUGCUUAAUGGUGCUACAAGAAAUGUUGAAAGAAAUGGUUUAAGUUACUCAUCAGAUCAGGUAAUGCAAGGGCCUGCAGAGAAUGAAAACGCUUCAGCCUCUGAAGUUCCUUUGCCAUCAACUGAUGACCAGCAAGAGACUCUCCCAGAGCUUCCACGAUCACAGUUAGCAGGAGGUGAAAGCCUGCAAGGUUCUCAAAGUGAAGCACCAGCAGACCAGGCUGGCAGUGAGUCGUGUGCCGAUCAGGAGGCAGAGCAGGCUCCUAGCAGUACGGACGCAGGAGCUGUCAGUGCUGCUGCCGGGAGCAGAAGGGGUGUUAGUGAAACGGAAUCCAUUGAUCAAGGGUCUGAACCUUCCCAGAUGUCAUCAGAAACCGAGCAGAGUGAUCCUGCUCGCACGGAAAGUGUCAGUGAGGCUAGUACCCGGCCAGAAGGGGAGAGUGAUGUGGAAGGGGCAGACAGUUCUUGCAAUGAAAGCGCGACUGUGCGACGUUCCUCAGUUGAAAUGCGGUGUUCUUUUGAAAGUGCCAGGUUUCCUGAGACUCCAGCCUUUUCUUCUCAGGAGGAGGAAGAGGGAGCUUGUGCCACUGAUGCAGCUAGAAUUGAGCCAGGUGCUGAAACGCAGGACUCUGCAAGUGCUUCUGGUUCUCUACCUGCGGUACAGUUACCUCUGGAGCAAGUACUGGAGGCUGAGGCAGGUGAAUUACAAGACCAAGAGGAAGCAGAAGAAAUCUGGCAAAGAAGAAGAAGCCUGCAGGCGGCAGCUGCCAAUAGUCAGUCUCAGGAUGAAGAAACUGAAGGAGCCCAAGCAGCUUGUGAAGGUGCCACAGCACAGGUUGAAGGAGCUACUGGAGGUUCUCAAGCCAAUGGCCAUCAGCCCUUGAGGUCGCUGCCUUCGGUACGUCAAGAUGUCAGCCGGUACCAGAGAGUGGAUGAAGCUCUACCACCAAACUGGGAGGCUCGAAUUGACAGCCAUGGACGGAUUUUUUAUGUGGACCACGUAAACAGGACAACAACAUGGCAGCGACCCACAGCUCCCCCAGCCCCACAGAUUCUCCAGAGGUCAAAUUCCAUACAGCAAAUGGAACAGCUGAAUCGCCGGUACCAGAGCAUCCGAAGAACCAUGACUAACGACAGGCCUGAAGAGCAUACAAAUGCCGUGGAUGGAGCUGGAGAGGAAACUGACUUUCACCAUUCUAAUGCAGAUUUUCGAAGAGAGAAUGUGCUGCCUCACUCUACCUCCAGAUCCAGACUUACUUUAUUGCUCCAGUCUCCCCCUGUGAAAUUCCUUAUCAGCCCAGAGUUCUUUACAGUGCUGCAUUCUAACCCUAGUGCCUACCGCAUGUUUACAAAUAACACGUGUUUGAAGCACAUGAUCACCAAAGUCCGGCGGGACACCCACCAUUUUGAGCGCUACCAGCAUAAUCGUGAUUUGGUGGGCUUCCUCAACAUGUUUGCUAACAAACAGCUGGAGCUGCCAAGAGGUUGGGAAAUGAAACAUGACCAUCAGGGCAAGGCUUUCUUUGUGGACCACAAUUCCCGCACUACCACGUUCAUUGACCCCCGGCUCCCCUUGCAGAGUAGCAGGCCCACUAGCGCGUUAGUCCAUCGGCAGCACUUAACUAGACAACGCAGCCACAGUGCGGGUGAGGUCGGAGAGGACUCUCGUCAUUCAGGACCACCAGUUUUGCCAAGGCCAUCUAGCACAUUUAAUACAGUCAGCAGAGCUCAGUACCAGGAUGUGGUUCCAGUGGCUUACAAUGACAAGAUUGUUGCAUUUUUGCGGCAGCCCAAUAUCUUCGAAAUUCUACAAGAGCGUCAGCCAGACCUUACCAGGAAUCAUUCACUCAGGGAGAAGAUCCAGUUCAUCCGGACAGAGGGCACACCUGGGUUGGUGCGUUUAUCCAGUGAUGCAGACCUUGUCAUGUUACUCAGCUUGUUUGAGGAGGAGAUUAUGUCAUACGUGCCGCCACAUGCCUUACUUCAUCCUAGUUAUUGCCAGUCCCCAAGAGGCUCGCCUGUGUCUUCGCCUCAGAACUCUCCAGGUACUCAGCGUGCCAAUGCCCGAGCUCCAGCUCCUUACAAAAGAGAUUUUGAAGCCAAGCUGAGGAACUUUUACAGGAAGUUGGAGACUAAAGGAUAUGGACAAGGCCCAGGGAAAUUGAAAUUAAUCAUCCGGAGAGAUCACUUGCUAGAAGAUGCCUUUAACCAGAUCAUGGGCUACUCAAGAAAAGACCUGCAGAGAAAUAAACUCUAUGUCACAUUUGUUGGGGAAGAAGGGUUGGACUACAGUGGACCUUCACGAGAGUUUUUUUUCCUGGUGUCUAGAGAGCUCUUCAAUCCAUAUUAUGGUUUGUUUGAAUAUUCGGCCAAUGAUACCUAUACAGUACAAAUAAGUCCCAUGUCUGCUUUUGUAGACAAUCACCAUGAGUGGUUCAGGUUUAGUGGUCGAAUUCUUGGUCUUGCUCUGAUACAUCAGUAUUUGCUAGAUGCCUUUUUUACACGACCCUUUUAUAAAGCCCUCCUCCGAAUACUCUGUGACCUGAGUGACCUGGAAUAUCUCGACGAGGAGUUUCACCAGAGUUUGCAGUGGAUGAAAGACAAUGACAUACAUGAUAUCCUAGAUCUCACAUUUACUGUAAAUGAAGAAGUUUUUGGGCAGAUCACAGAACGGGAAUUAAAACCAGGAGGUGCCAACAUCCCAGUCACUGAAAAGAACAAGAAAGAAUAUAUAGAAAGAAUGGUGAAAUGGAGAAUUGAGAGAGGAGUUGUACAACAAACAGAAAGUCUAGUUCGUGGUUUCUAUGAGGUGGUUGAUGCAAGGCUUGUGUCUGUGUUCGAUGCCAGAGAACUGGAACUGGUUAUAGCUGGAACAGCAGAAAUUGACUUGAGUGAUUGGAGAAAUAAUACAGAAUACAGAGGAGGUUAUCAUGACAAUCACAUUGUAAUUCGGUGGUUCUGGGCUGCUGUGGAAAGAUUCAACAAUGAACAACGACUAAGACUUUUACAGUUUGUUACAGGCACGUCCAGCAUACCUUAUGAAGGAUUUGCCUCUCUACGGGGGAGCAAUGGUCCAAGAAGGUUCUGCGUAGAGAAGUGGGGGAAGAUCACUGCUCUUCCAAGGUACAACACUUGCUUCAAUCGUCUGGACCUUCCCCCUUAUCCAUCAUUCUCUAUGCUAUAUGAAAAACUGUUGACAGCAGUUGAAGAGACAAGUACUUUUGGACUUGAGUGA